Dunckerocampus dactyliophorus (ringed pipefish) is the source of this 3472-nucleotide messenger RNA. RefSeq names its product synaptic vesicle glycoprotein 2Ba (gene sv2ba). NCBI's taxonomy places the organism in Eukaryota, Metazoa, Chordata, Actinopteri, Syngnathiformes, Syngnathidae. The record is from RefSeq and is a predicted model, not a curated record. Gene Ontology annotation, biological process: chemical synaptic transmission; transmembrane transport. The transcript is spliced from 13 exons. Gene Ontology annotation, molecular function: transmembrane transporter activity. Gene Ontology annotation, cellular component: membrane. The coding region runs from base 262 to 2343 and encodes 693 amino acids.
GUUGGAUCCUAAUCCUUCAGGCUUGACUGCAUCAUCACGGACAUGUUGGCUUUGGACCUUGGAAAAUGCAAAAUGCUCCCUGGACUUUUUUUUGCUUGAUUUCAUGGACGGCGCGGACAGGUAAGACCAUCAGGUUCAUCAUGAGACUCCGUGGCGCUCCAGGAAGGUCAUAGCGUGUCGUUUCUGCUGCUGAGGCCUUCAAGCUCGUCGGAGCAUCGCUAACCCGCAUCAGGACCGGGACGUCUUCUACAGGAGGACAUCAUGAACGACCCCUAUCAGAACAACGUGAGCCAGCAACUGAGCGAAGGAGGCGAGUACACCUACGGCCAAGAUGGCGGCACUCAGGACGGGUACCCCUACCAGACGGACUACGCCCCCCAGGACGAGGACGCCGCCAGCGACGCCACCGAGGGCGCGGAUGACGACGACCAGAUGUACGAGGGUGAGUACCAGGGCAUCCCGCACCCAGAUGAGAUCAAGGAGGCCCGGCGGGCGGCUCGGCUGGAGGCCAAGAGGAAGGCCCGGCAGGCGGCCCGGGAGGAGGAAGAGGAGGACAACCUGCCCGAGCAGUACGAGAGCAUCAUGGAGGACUGCGGCCACGGACGCUUCCAGUGGAUGCUCUUCUUGGUGCUGGGCCUGGCGCUGAUGGCGGAUGGCGUGGACGGCUUCGUGGUGGGCUUCGUCAUGCCCAGCGCCGAGAAGGACAUGUGCAUCUCCAACGCUGACAAGGGCUUGCUGGGCCUGCUGGUGUACGUGGCCAUGAUGGUGGGCGCCUUCGUGUGGGGGGGUCUGUGCGACAAGAUGGGCCGCAGGAAGUGCCUGAUCUACGUCCUGAGCAUCGACCUGGUCUUCUCCUUCCUGUCGUGCUUCGCUCAGGGCUACGGCUUCUUCGUCUUCUUCAGGUUCUGCUCCGGCUUCGGGAUCGGCGGCUCCAUCCCCAUCGUGUACACCUACUUCACAGAGUUCCUGCAGAUGGACAAACGUGGCGAACAUCUGAGCUGGCUCUGCAUGUUCUGGAUGCUGGGGGGGCUGUACGCCUCCUUCACUGCCUGGGGAAUCAUCCCGCACUACGGUUGGGGCUUUGCCAUCGGCACGGAGUUCCAGAUGCACAGCUGGAGGCUCUUCAUCCUGGUGUGUCUCCUUCCCGCUAUGGCCGCGCUCGUCGGCGUCGUCUUCAUGCCGGAAAGUCCUCGGUUCCUCCUGGAGAGCGCUCGACACGACGAGGCGUGGAUGAUCCUGCGUCAAGUCCACGACACCAACUGGAAGGCCAAAGGCGAGCCGGAAAGGGUCUUCACUGUGACCAACAUCAAGACGCCGCAGACGCAGGAGGACGAGUUCAUCGAGAUCCAGAGCGACACGGGCACCGCCUUCCAGCGCUGGACCGUCAGACACCUGACCAUGCUGCAGCAGGUGAUGGCGAACGUGAUGUCGCUGUCGGCGGCGGAGCUGCGACUCCAGGGCCUCUUCCUGGUCAUCGUCUGGUUCUGUUUGGCUUUCAGCUACCACGGACUAGGAGUUUGGUUUCCUGACAUGAUCAAGUACAUGCAGUACGAGGAGUACGAGUCCAAAGUACGAGUUUUCCAUCGAGAACGCGUGGAACGUUUCCACUUCAACUUCUCGCUGGUCAACCAGGUGCACCGCGAGGGCGAGUACAUUCACGACAAGUUUGAAAACAUCGAGAUUAAGUCUGUGAAGUUUGAGGAGUCUUUGUUUGAGAACUGCUACUUUGAAGACAUCAAGUCCACCAACACCUUCUUCGAGAACUGCACCAUCAAAAACACCGUCUUCUACAACACAGACCUGUGGCAGGAGAAGUUCAAGAACUGCCGCCUGGAGAACACCACCUUCCUGCAUCCCAAGACAGGCUGCCACCUCAACUUCCAGGAGGAGAACGACAUCGUCAUCUACAUGGUCAGCUUCCUGGGCAGCUUGGCCGUGUUGCCCGGCAACAUCAUCUCCGCGCUCUUCAUGGACAAGAUCGGCAGAAUCCGAAUCAUAGGUGGUUCCAUGCUGGUGUCGUCUGCGUGUUCUUUCCUGCUCCUGCUGAGCUUCAGCCAAGGAGCGGUGAUAUGUUGGCAGUGUCUCUUCUACGGCGCCAGCGUGGCGGCCUGGAAUGGACUGGAGGUCAUCUCCGUGGAACUCUACCCCUCCUCCAAAAGGGGAACAGCAUUUGGCAUCCUGAACGGCGUCUGCAAGCUGGCGGCCAUCAUCGCCAGCUUCAUCUUUGCCGCGUUCGUGGGCGUCACAAAGAUCAUCCCCAUCUUUUUGGCCUUCUCUGCGCUCGUCUGCGGAGGUCUUCUGGCGCUCAAGCUGCCCGAGACCCGGGAGAAGAUCCUCUCUUGAAAAGCCAAACAGUCCCGCCGCCGCCGCAAAACCGCCGGGUCGCCAACCACGGCCGUGAGUCAUUUCAAGAAGCACAACUUUUACGGAGAGAAGGCGGAGCUGGAGGAGGAGGAACGGUGUGGAGAAGGUGUUGGUUAGAGGAUUGCUAUGUUUUACAAGACGUCCGCUUUCCUACGUGGACCUUCACUUCCUGUUCCUGUUGCCGCCCGCAUCGUACGUGAACAUGAAACUAGUGUUUUGUCCUUUUUCAGCAACAACACCAAGUGGCACACUUCCAAGAAUUGUCAAGAAUUAGCUGCACCAGAAUUGGGCCAUUUUUUGCUACGAUAAGAAAAGUGCGGCCAACGGAGAAAAGAAAACGAUGUCCUCCACUGUGGCCUUGGUUCGCUGGCUGCUAACACCGUCAGUAUGCUAAUCUCACUGACUUUCUUGACACCAGCAUAGCGGCGUGAGCUAAAGUGCUAACGUUACACUCACGUUUUAACUGCAACACUAAGCUAGGUUAGCCUAUUCUCGGAAGGAUCAAACGUUCGGUAGCCGACUGCUGGAUAUGUGGCAGUGCUUUAGUUUAAGAUGUGUAGCGAAGCCUGUGUUUUUUCGUUGGUGUAUUUUUUUAUAAAGCCGUGGGCGUCUAUGUGGGGCGAUUUUUUAGCCUGUAGUAACACAUAAAUGGAAGUGUGCCACUCGGUGGAAAGUGAGCUAGCAAAAGAAGCAAAUGUUUUUCCAAAAUAAAAGCGCUGCACUUGUGUCCUUUGUAUUGAUAUGAUAGCUUCUUUCCCGUUGACUUCAACGUGACCUCAUGGAAAGUUCUCUUUUGUCUUCCUGUUGUGUAAUGUAGUACUUUCUCUUUCUUUUCUGUGGUUUUGUUGUUGUUUUUCAAACAGGAACGACACUAUGGGUUGUUUUGCUACGACGCUCUCACACAACCUUCUUCUUCUUCUUCUGACAACGUGUGUCAACAUUUCUAAGGCGUGUGUUACUUUCUUGGCACGACCGAGUGUGUGUGUGUGGGGGUGUGUGUGUGUGUGUGUGUGUGUGUGUGUGUGUUGGUGUUGUACGUGCUGUAGCGUGCUGUGACGUAGCCGUAUGCUAGUAGCUGUCAUGACUUGAAUAAAGAGCAGGGAUCCGA